UUUAUUAAAUAACUUAUGCUUCCAGAUUUUCUACAUUGGUUUUAACGUAUUUUUAUUGAGCAUUUAUUACUUGCGGUGUGAAAUGACGUCUGUUGAAUAUGAUUUAGAUACUUCUGGUGGCUUAAUGCCGCAAAUUCAGCAGGCCAUAGCACCACCUGUAUUGGAAGAUUCCUCUAAAAAGAAAAAGGAGCGUCAAGGAAGGUAUCGACGUCCCGGAAGAACAAUCAAUCAUGAUUCCUGUGACAAUUGCAAAGAAGGGGGUGAUCUCAUUUGCUGCGACCGAUGCCCAGCUGCAUUCCAUCUGAUGUGCCAUGAUCCUCCUCUGUCAGAAGAUGAUUUGCCAUCUGGAGAAUGGCUCUGUUACAAAUGUUUACACAGCCUGGAUAGUGAAGAGCCCCAUCGAGCUGGUACUUCCGGUCAAGAAGGGGGUGACCUUGCCGGCAAGCCAUCCUCCGAGAGUCCUCGCCAGAGUUUGCAUGGCAAGCCUUGUUCUGUGGUGAGCGCACUCAACAUGCUCAUAGAAGUUGCCAGACUUCAGAAUCCUGUGCAAUUCCAACUGCCCCAUGAAAUAUCCUGCACAAAUCUGUUUCCUGGUUCCAGUAAAAGACCGCGACCUAAAGAAAACAAUCGUUCCUCCAAGAAGGUAGCUCAUGAAAUUGACAACGGAGUCAUUCAUCUGCCUGCAAAGUUGUGUUUCCAGUGUAAAAGGAGCUGUCGGAAAGCGCCCCUCAUUCAGUGUGAUUACUGUCCACUGUUAAUUCAUGGUGAUUGUUUAGACCCUCCUCUUGCUACAUUACCACAAGGCAGAUGGAUGUGCCCCAACCAUGCAGAACACACACUGGACCGAAAGAUGCUGAGUUCAAUCAGCCUGUCUGAACGAGUGAAACUGUGGGACCAGUUUUCAGGCCCUGUGUCUCAGGAUGCUGUUAAAACAAGAUUUCUCAACAAGGUUAAUUGCCGGCAUCCUCCUUUUCGAAGAAAAAAGAAGCUGAUGUCUAGAAUCGGUAUCCUUGUUCCAAAUAGCGUAAAGGAGCAAUACCUUUAUGCCCCAGAACUACUGCCACGAAUCACUGCGCCUCUCAUUUUGGAAGCCAAUGCACCCACUAAUAUUCCGUCAUUUUCUCUUUCUGCCUGCCCUACUGAAGAGCAGGAUGAGUGGUUAGCAACUGUUAUCAACUUCCAGACGAGUGUUGCCAAGAAUGUUGCAUCGAGUAAUUCUGCUGAUGCUGAUGUCAAACCCAUCUUGGGUGACCUCCCAUCCGAAAGAUCAAAAGACGACGCACACUCGACCUCGGAUAAUGAUGCUCUGGGGGUUAAAGUGAAAACAGAGUUCUCAAGCAGUGUCCCGUCUGUCUUGUCGUCUCCCAUAGCCAAGUUCCCGUUGAUCGGAAGUCGAGGCAACCAGGUACCGACCAGAGUUCGUAGAGGGGGUUCUCACUCUAAGAAUCCAUGCUCAAUGUCUGUGAGUGUCCUCCAGCCUAGAUCAUCCAGCCUGUCCUCUGCUUUUAGUAGCAAUAUUUCUGCAAAAAAAGGUUUCUCUGUUAAAAGUGGUUCUCAAGAAAAAUUGUCUUCUGGUAGUGACCAGUCUGUAAUGAAACUCUUUCAUAGUCUUCAAUCUUCUAUUGAUGGGACAGAAGAUUUGAACUUGCAAAAAAUUGAUGAAAAAUUGUUGCAUCUGCUGGCCUAUCAAAGACUUCAGCAGCUGUUGCCCAAGAAGAAAACUGAAGAGAGAAGUGGACAGCUAAAUAGUGAAGGUUCUUGUGAAGUAAGGGGUCGUGCAGUAGUCUGUCCUUUGGAAAAAAGAGGGCCCCCUGUGUCUAUGUGCUAUAGGUCAUUGCAUCUUGGAAUUGGUGCAGAUAUGGACGUAUGCUUUACAAAUUAUGGUCAUUGUAAUUUUGUGUCUACAAAACAUGCAUCAGUUUUUUAUGAUGAGGUGACGAAACAUUAUGAGCUGCUGAAUUACAGCAGUUUUGGAACCACAGUAGACAACAUCUUAUAUUCUCCCGAUGUCGGGGAACGAGUGUUCGAAGCCGAAUCCUCCUCUAACACCCUCUCCCAUUCCAUUCGCAAAGCCGCCAAAUCCUCCAAGCGUCUGGCUGAGCUGCCCUCCCCUCCCGAGGAAGAUGAAAAACCUGCAAUGAUUCCUCGAGGAAAACAGGGUCGACCUUGCGGCUGCAUUACUGGAAGCUCCAAGCCGUCAGAAGAGAUUAGUAACGGUUGGGAAGGCACUGCCAUUUUACAUCAUGGGAGCUACAUCAAAUGUGGGUGUCUUCAGUUCGUUUUUAGCAUUACAGAAUAUGGAUUCCGGUUCGAUUCGGCGGAUUAUAGUACUCCUCCAGUUUCUUGAAAGUUUCCUGCUCAUCUAUCCUAUAUUGACUUAUAAUCAUCAAACCAGUGUAAAUUCAAGAGUCCAUGUGGCUUGAAAGAAGUGGUGAACUAAUAUAUAUUAAUCUAAAUGUAUACAAUGUAUCCCCGUUUCAACAGCAUGACCUCAAUCUUUGCAACUGCUAAUCCUAGACGCAUGUUUCCAAUUGUAAGAAUGGUUCAAAAAAAAAAAAGAUGCAGAGUUAGGGUAUUAAAAGUUUGCAGCAAAUAAAAAAUUCUGUAAAAAAUACAAAAUUUACUUUUUUGUGUGCCCCUCAUGUUCUCAUACAUAUUUAAAAAAAAUCACAAACAUGGAAAAACCAACAAUAGCACAAUAUUCGAAACAUUUACCGUCAAAAUUCAAGGAGAAAUUAGAGUUCAAAAUUCCUAGGGACCAUACUGAAAAUGAGAUAGGAACCUACCACUCUUUCAAACGAACAAUUAUGGCAAUUAUUGAAGCAAAAAAACUGUAUAUAUUUAUUCUUUUCAUUGCUAUUGAAAAAUAAAACACAAUGUUGCAGUAUGAUAGCAAAAACACAGUACAAGCGCUUUUAGAAUUUGAGUAAAAAAUCACAUUUAUUAAUCUGCUACUUAUCUCCUGAAAAAUACAAGUGUAGAGUGGUAUAACUCCCAAAACUCUGCAUUUUAUGUAUGGGUGAAUAUUUGGUCGUAAAU
Molecule: messenger RNA, 3039 nt
Organism: Uloborus diversus
Lineage: Eukaryota; Metazoa; Arthropoda; Arachnida; Araneae; Uloboridae
Product: PHD finger protein 12-like
Exons: 15
Coding region: 83-2347 (754 amino acids)
Biological process (GO): negative regulation of transcription by RNA polymerase II
Cellular component (GO): nucleus; Sin3-type complex
Molecular function (GO): protein binding; transcription corepressor activity
Source: RefSeq, a predicted model, not a curated record